AUGAGCACGACCCCAACCCCAGCAGGCGACAAAGCCUUGCACAAUUUCCGCAUCCCGGAAAUCCACCAACCCCUACACAACAGCAUUCCGCCUUCGCUACUCCCCCGCUUCGACCCGAUCUACGUCCAAUACUACAACGCCUUCAACGCCGGACGACUACACACCCACGAAGUGCCCAUCGAAGAGUACCGCCACAACCCGGGCAAGUACGCCAUCAGUUACGGCCGAGCCCCCGGCCCACGCAUCUUCCGCAUCACAGAGCAGAAAUGUCCUGUCACCGGGGGCGGGGAGAUCACGAUCCGCAUCUUUGAGCCUGCGCCUAAGCCAGACCAGAAGAAAAGAGCGGCCUAUGUUAAUUUCCAUGGCGGUGGAUGGGUGUUUGGUGGCCUUGCCUUUGAUCACGACUUCUGUAAACGGCUCGUCAACCGUCUGGAUGGCGAUCUCGUCGCCUUUGAUGUGGAUUACCGGCUCGCCCCCGAGCACCGGUAUCCCACUGCCAUAGACGAUUGCUGGGCGGCAUUCAAUUGGGCAGCCGAGCUGAACCUUGACCGCGAUCGCUUCGCCGUCGGCGGCGUCUCAGCCGGAGGCCAUCUCUCCGCCGUCAUCAGCCAUCUCUGCCGCGAUGCGCACAUCCCGCUGCGACUGCAAAUCCUGACGGUCCCCGUGUGCGACCUGCACAGCGUGUUCACCCCGAACGGCGACUUCGACCGUGCUAACUGCCCCUACGAGUCCUACCGCGAGAUGGAGUUUGCGCCUGCCCUUCCCGCAGCGCGCAUGGCGUACUUCCAUCGCCAUUUCCUGGGCGAGACUCGUCCGGCAGCCUCGGACGAGAUUUCACCCAUGCGCGCGACCAACAUGGCUAAUCUGGCUCCGGCCCUGGUGCACACGGCCGAACUGGAUCCCCUGCGCGACGAGGGCGAGGCGUACGCACGCAAGCUGGAGGAGGCAGGCAAUCGCGUGGAGUUGAUUCGGGUGCCGGGAGUGCCGCACACAUUCCCGAUCCUGGACGGGAUUCUCAAGGGCGGCAGACGGUACAAUGCGACGGUGGUGGAAGUGCUGCAACGAGAACUACAGGGAGAGUAA
Penicillium lagena is the source of this 1083-nucleotide messenger RNA. RefSeq names its product alpha/beta hydrolase. The record is from RefSeq and is a predicted model, not a curated record. NCBI's taxonomy places the organism in Eukaryota, Fungi, Ascomycota, Eurotiomycetes, Eurotiales, Aspergillaceae. Bases 1 to 1083 code for a protein of 360 amino acids. The transcript has 3 exons. Gene Ontology annotation, molecular function: hydrolase activity.